This is a messenger RNA of Eupeodes corollae, 1624 nucleotides long. RefSeq names its product trichohyalin-like. Lineage: Eukaryota; Metazoa; Arthropoda; Insecta; Diptera; Syrphidae. The coding region runs from base 34 to 1026 and encodes 330 amino acids. The record is from RefSeq and is a predicted model, not a curated record. The transcript has 8 exons.
CAAAUUUGUUCAGUAUGCGGUAAGAUUGUUAAUAUGGUGGAUAGUAUUGAAUUCAUGAAAAAGACUGACAAUCGUCACAUUCAAACUAAUAUUCGAUUCAGGAUCAAAGAAGCCCUCCGAGAACGAGACUUCAAUUUAUCAAAAAGAAAAGAAAGUUUGAAAAUGAUGUUAUCGCUGGAAGAACUUCAGCAAGAGGAGGAAUUAGCGAACCUUUUUCGAACUCGAGUGCUAGAAAACGCUCAAAAACGUUUGGAUUGGAUUUCCACAGCCAGGUUUGAAAGAACUGAAGCUGAGAGGGAAUUUUUGAAACUAAAACAAAUUCAAAAAGAACUAGCCAAUUGUGAAGAAAUGCGUCCCAAGGAAAGUAAAAAGAUUACACAAGAAACAAAGAGAGCACAACUAUUACAAAUUUCUGAAAAAAGGGCCAUGCAAAUGAAAGAAAAAGAAAUCGAUAAGAUUUGGUUUGAAGCUUCGAUGUGUUUGGAAAGGGAAAAGGAAAAGCAACGGCAAUAUGAAAAUGACUUACGAAAAAUCAUUGCAAAUAAGACGGUGCAGGUUUUGGAUGGUCAAAUAGAACAAAUGAAGCAAAUUAAAGAAAUGGAAAACGAAGAGAAAAAGAAUGAACAUCUAAGAAUUGAAAGAGAAAAUCAUGAGGAUGUCCUUCGGCUUUCUUUUGAAGAGCGACAUGUUCUUAGAAACAAAAUCGAGGAAGGUUCAAAACAAAAGAGCCACCUUCAAUCUUUGGAAGCGGAGAAGAUAAUUAGAGAAGAAGAAAUCCGACGGUCAGAAGCUUUAAACAAUAAAAUUAUUAACAUCGAUCAGCAAAAGGAAAGAGAGGCAACAAAACUUAAAAGAGAUUCGGACAACAAAUCACAAGCCAGAUACCUGGAAUAUGUAAAAGAUAGAAAGUCCGAAAUGAAUUGCAGGAACAAAAUGCUUGAUACUGCCUUGGUGGCACACGGCAGACAGAUUCAAGCUCAAUCACAACCGAAAACCAACAUACCGUACCAAAAAUCCAUUCGUUAAAUUAAAAAAAAGUAUAUAAUCAAUUUGUAUUAAGUCUAAGCGGAAUAAAAUAUUGCAAUGCCUACGCUACAAAAUGGAAUGAUUUUAAUUAAGUGAACUCGAUUUUCAUUUAUUCAAUGGAAAAACGACAAAAUCUGUUAAAGUCUAGCCCAAUUUGACAAAUGAUCAUUGGAAACCAAUUAACUAGAUUUAUAAGUGCAGUGCCAUGAAUCAUUUUGGUGCCAUUUGGCAAUUUCAAUACUAAUCAAAAAUCACAAGCGAUAGAGUAUUUAAGCACCACAAACAACUCAUUGACAGUACUGUCAAGCAGCCGCGCGCUGUCUGAAAAAGACUUAUGCAUAUUGUAUAGUCAAACCAAUCUUAACAGCUUUACUUGUUAACACAUGUAUGCUUAUUUCUGCGGUUUUAACAGGCCAAAGAUUAAGAUAAUUUGUACGUUUAUAUGCUUUGACUUGAGAAGUCAAAACAUAUUUGUUCAGAUUAACUGAGUUUGAGAUUGUUUCUAAAAUGAUUUUGACAGAACACUACUUGUAUUGUUUAUAAUAUUGAAUAAGGUUCGUAUUUUGAACAUUUUAUGGAACCUAACUGUUUUUAAAUC